AAAAAAUAAAAUAAAAAGGAUCGAAUGAUGGUUGGAGCGCAUGGACGAGACACUUCCUAAAGAUCUCCCAAUACCCAGUUUAUGGUCGACUCCAAAUCAUCUUCCCUGGAGAAAGGGUUUACAUAUUAUUCCCGUGGAUUUAAUCCAUCAGUUUCGUUUUUGAUCUUCAAUGCAUCCCUCCGCCGUCGUUGGAUUUGGCAGCCACAGAUCUGCUGCGAAGUAGAGAGAAAUGGAGGCGGAAUCUCAAAGUUUGCGCCCGCCGUUGCGGAUGCGGUCGAAUAUUAGCCUUUUCCAAUCAUCGCAGGCCGACUCUUCGAAGGCCAAAAAAUCACCCAAAGCACCAGCUCGGGAUUCAAAGUUUAGAAAAUCACCACUCGUCGGUAAAAAUGGCAAGAUUAGAGCAUCCAAAGUGCGCAUACCCGGUAUAAGUAGUUCGAAACCGUUGGUACCGGCUGGUGAGAGGAGGUCUGGAGGCCAUGACGGAAGUAAAGCGAAACAGGAUAUCGAAGGUGAUAAGUGGAACAUAACCCCAGAUGGAGGUUCGGCUGGUCGGGGUGGAAGACAUUUCACCGUGGCUAACGUAGGAAAUGGCGGCAAAAUAUUCCUAAGGCCUACAAUACGGCCACCAAACCAAAGAUACCCGCAACCCAACUUCAUAUUUCCGGCCACGUUGCCGAGUAUGGCAGCUUUAGAUGCUUUGAGCCAAAAGAAAAUUGCAGCCGAGGAAAACAGCGAGCUGCUUAGUAGCCAGUGGACUACCCCCUUGACCGAUUCUUCGUCUCCUGGAGUUGCAAAGAGGAAGGCUUAUUUCGACUUAAAGGCACCCAAGAACCGAAGCCGACGUGCCAUGUCUGAUUCAACCAUUCAUGGCGCAAGCGUAACGCAAGAGGUCGAAGCGGGGGUCUUCAAGGUGAUCAUAUCGAAACCACAGGAUGGGUCGAGGUCGAAAACUACGGAAGAUUUAAGUCGCGAUGGGAGUCCACUUUUACAAAUUUCUAUUCCAUCAUGGAAGCUAGGCACACCGAGAUUUACUCUAAGGGGAACGCCUCUAAUUCGGGACUCGUCUUAUGCCCCGACCGAGGAGUUUCGUUCGAGCAAGGCGUCAUUUCUUCGUCCGUCAAUGCGUGACCUAAAUUCACUACACCCCGAUUCCAUGGACAGCAUAAGGCAAAGGGCAGCCUCAACGCCUCAUAUUCACUUACCAUCGCCGGGUUUGCUUAGCCCUGCUACCAUAACCGCACCACGAUAUCCUCACCCUCUAGUUCGAUCAACGUACCUCUCCGCGCACCUGGUUAUCGAGCCUUCCAUGUUCGACUCACUCACUUUCAAACCAGCCUGCGAUGAUCGUUCAAUUGUUCGCUAUUCGUCAACCACUGGCGCCGUGACGGCUGCUACCCCUCCACGACUUGUUGCUGAAAUUACGUCUCCUAGUUUUCUUGACUAUGAACUAAUAUCAGACUUCUUCCUUACGUUCCGUGCCUUCAUCGACACGAAGGACUUGCUCCGGAUGUUAGUUGCCAGACUUCGAUGGGCCGUGUCCCGAGACGAUGAGAUAGGGAUGGUAGUCAGAGUGAGGACUUUCGUUGCUAUGAGGCACUGGAUCUUGAACUACUUUGUCGAUGACUUUGUCGUGGACUACUAUCUCCGCGUAAUGUUUUGCAACCUUAUAAACGACUUUGUAGAGGAGCUUUCUCAGGAUGAGAAGGGGCGGAAAGUCCAGUUGAAAAUCCUCUCAGAGUUAAAGAAAUGCUGGAGGCGCGUAUGUACACAAUUCUGGGAUGGCCCGGAAUUUGACUCGUCGCUGGGUCCCAAUAUUCCCAUCGCGCCUGGUGGAAUUGCUGGCCACCGAGACCCCAGUUUGGACCCUAGCUUCUGGGAAACCGAUUCCGAGGACCCGCCUCAGAUAUACGAUAUUUCUCUUCGGGAGAACAAUCCCCAGUCUGAUAAUAGCUUCUAUGCAGAUGUAUCUAAGGCAGGCCAUAUUGACUCUAUUUUACUAGGUGGAGUACGCCCGGACACACCGGAAGAGGAGCGGCCCACGGAAUUGCAAAGAAGACAGACAUCACCGAUCAGCAUUGCAAGCCUCGAUGUUAUCUCUUGCUCAUUCCCAACCAAGGCAUUUCGGAUGGCCGACCCGAAUUCAAGUUCUAGCCUGGCUGCCCAUCCGGUUGAUCCCAGCUCGAUUUAUACCAGUGCAGAUCCUGUUGCCCCUACUCCACGUGCUCUGACAGGAAAGCGAGUUAGACCUCACACUGCUCAUCGACGCAAUAACAGCCUUACAGAUUCGCUCCGAGAACAUAGCCCAGCUACCGAAAAGGUUCUUUACAAGAAUGCGGAAUUCCUGCUAAGUCUACCAUACGCUGGCAGCCUUGUUCGCGGAAAUGUAUUACCUCCUACUCAAGCUUUUGUCGAGGUCGAUCCCCCAAGUCCAUGGGGAACAGCACGCCAAACCACCGUCUUUCAGCCUCGCCAGACUGAAGGGUCAAAAACAAAAGGCUCUGGUUCGGCAAUGUCGGGACAGGGAAUGAGGAAACUGAUCGGUGGUGUUCGUAGGGCCUUGAGUAUGAGGGGCCAAGGGGUUAUACCAUCUCACGGGAAUUUCAUUGACAUUGCGCCUAUUGGACCUCGGGGCGCUACAACGAAUAGAGUCCCUGGAACGGCUGUUGUACCACAAGCACGAUCUCUUCGUCCCAAUGGCGCUUCCGCGCCUGUGCGUAUCGACGUCCUUGGCGCUACAAUUGCUGAGGAUUUCAAGAAAGCUGUGCGGGAGGAUGCCAUUGUCGAAGAGGCAACCAAUGAUAGUCAUGUUGGCGAUGUUAGCGACCCUAUCGAAUACUCGCCAGCUCAUUUAGACUCUUCAUUUGAGCUCAAGCGCACGAGUGAUGGUGCAAUCACAGCGGGUAGCAAGUCCAUAGUCAUUGUAGAUGGAACUUUGCCUGGGGAGUACCCAGCCAUGACUGGGGCUUUGACAACCUGGAACCCCUCGGUUGAAGCCUUCGCAGAGAGCAUGAUGAGAGCCGGCGGUGCUGACCCGACGCCGCCAACUACGCCACCUGGACAGGCAGUACAUGGUAAUACCCCUAGGAGAUCAUCUUAUCUCCUCGGACAACAUGCUUUCCAGUCCUCGACUCCCGCCACUCCCCUACCCCCAUUUUUUCCAGAUAUGGAUACAUUAGGUCAGGGACGUUCUUCUGAGGAUACUAACACUCGUGCGUCGGUCAAAGUUGUUGCACAGUCACCCAACAAACCCCCAGUGAGCUACGUAAAACGGCAUGAGCGCCAACAGUCAAGUCGGAGCUAUCGAUCUAGAGGGUCUACUGCUCAUCGACGAUGGGCAUCCUUUCAGAGCGGUAUUGCGGCGCAGUCUACAAUUAGGAGUUUUGAUGCUACCACAUAUUCAGAAGGCUCAAUUGCAUCAGUGGUGAUGCCCCCACCCCUCAGAGUCCUCCGGAGACGGCCAGGUGGUGACCUCAGAGGCGUAACUAAUGUCCGCGACUUGGAUGCUCCUCUUCAUCGGUCACGUUCUGUAGGUUCGUUGACAACUUAUUCGGAGUCUAUAAGAAGUUCUCACCUCCGUAGUCCUAUUGGAGACUCAAGCGGAUACGUUGAUGUUGCCAGCCGCGACUUUUCACAGAAGCGAGGAGAGGUCUUUUCUUUGGGGGCCAUGGCGGAACAAUCCUCCAAGCAGCCGGUGUCUCUAAUAAGUACCCAUUCAUCAAAGCCGAUCAUGCGGCCUUCAUUCGAGGCCGAGGCACAAAAGCUUGCGCAAAUCCCUGACGACAUUGAUGAUGAUGGAGGAGUCGAGUCUGCACUACUUAAACUCGAGGGCAAGUACGAGAGGAAAAUUGCUAAACUCUCGAUGGAACCAUCGAAGUUGCCUCCGGGUAACCUCGAGGAGCUCAAAAAGAGAUCUCUUGGGACUCCCGAGGUAGAGUACGUCCAAGAAGAGAAGCGAAAGCACCGCCAACUACAUAUUGGCGAGGAAGAAACCCCGGUGGUAUCGCCUAUGGAGGAAAACUUCGACAUUCCACCCAAUAGACAGUCCACUCUUUCCCGAGGAUCUGAGGUUAUUUCGUUUCUUUCAGAAGAUUCGAGGGAGACGUAUAACUCAACCCCGCUGCUAGACCGUGGAUUAACAGAUGAUGGGCAUAGUAAGAGGGCUACUCGCGAAUGGGCAGAUCGCUCAAUACUAAUAGGCCCCGACACGCCACAAGGCGAUGAGGAUCGAUCAAUCGCUGUUUCCUCGCAACAUCCAUCCUACGAGUUUAUACAGAAAACGGAAAGCCUCAAUAGGAUUAAGGCGGAGGAAACUACACCUGAAGAUCCUUCAUUCCUAGAUGUGGACAGCGACAAUGAUUCCGCUCUCUCAUCCGAAAUGUCAGGGGAUAUGCCUGAUACGGAAGACUACAUAUUUGGAGAACCCCAUUCACCUAAGAGAUCUAAUCCCGUAAAUACUGGGACGUCUCCUGAUACAGAGGGUGGAAUUACUUUUACGUCAAGAGACAAGCCUCCAUCUCCUCCUAUGACGCUUACACAGGCCUCUCGUGGAUCAUCGGAUGCAGGAUAUGUUCCACAACUUCACGAACAUCAGCUGUGGUCUCAGAAACCCCUACCGCCUACUCCUGACACUACACCUACCACUGCGAUGCACCAUCAAGGUCCCGGAUCGCCUAGGGACCCAACCCGUGCCGAAGAUGCUCCUCAUAACGUGCAUAGAUUAUCCAAUGAGAAGAACCAGAAGAAAACAGCUCAUCUGCCUUUUAUCCUCGCCUUCGACUCUGAGAUUCUCGCUCAGCAGUUUACUUUGAUUGAAAAGGACGCAUUGAAUGAAGUUGAUUGGAGAGAGCUAAUCGACAUGCGUUGGAAGAACUCCAAUAAUGACUCGCGGUCAUGGGUUGACUUCCUUCGAAACACGGAUGCUCAAGGUGUUGAAGUUGUCGUUGCGCGGUUCAAUAUUAUGGUCAAAUGGGUAAUCUCGGAAAUUGUACUCACUCAAAAUAUGGAAGAGCGGGCUCGCUGCAUCAUCAAGUUUCUUCAUAUCGCCGUUCAUUGUAGGAGAUAUCGCAACUUCGCUACAAUGAGCCAGAUCACUAUCGCACUGACAUCGAAUGAGGUGGCAAGGCUUGCCAGUACCUGGGCUAUGGUUCCUCCUACUGAUCUGAAGACUAUGAGGGACCUGGAGACGCUGGUUUCGCCAACAAGGAACUUCUACAAUUUACGAGCGGAGAUGGAGGGUCCUGGAGAUGCUGCUGAUACGGGAUGUAUUCCUUUCGUUGGCAUCUAUAUCCACGAUUUACUUUAUAAUUCGCAACGACCGUCCGAGAUAGCUAGCUCGCCGACUACAGCACCUCUGGUCAAUUUCGAGCGUUGCCGCAUUGCUGCAUCGGUGGUGAAAACAUUACUUCGUCUACUUGAGGCUAGCACUCAUUAUCAAUUUCAACCUAUCGAAGGCAUUACCGAACGAUGUCUCUGGAUGAGUGCUUUGAGUGACGAGGACAUCAGAAAGUACUCAGCCAGUUUGGAAUAGACAGAUUGGUGCUGUCUACCAAGGAAAAUACUACUAAUGCUAAUCAACCCACUCACCGAGACCAUUCAACCUUUAUCUGUAUAUCACCAUCGUUUGCAUGCUCUUUUCGUUUAGCGUCAAUCAUCAUAGG
Messenger RNA from Daldinia caldariorum, 5657 nucleotides. Its product is annotated as ras GEF. Gene Ontology annotation, cellular component: plasma membrane. The record is from RefSeq and is a predicted model, not a curated record. The transcript has 2 exons. Bases 230 to 5527 code for a protein of 1765 amino acids. Gene Ontology annotation, molecular function: guanyl-nucleotide exchange factor activity. Lineage: Eukaryota; Fungi; Ascomycota; Sordariomycetes; Xylariales; Hypoxylaceae. Gene Ontology annotation, biological process: positive regulation of GTPase activity; Ras protein signal transduction.